AUGUUCCAGAUUGUGCUGUUCGUGGUGCUUGAGCACGUGAGUUUUUGCGUUCGUUAUCUGGUGAUGCAGGCCGAGAAGACUCCUGCCUCAAUUCGUAGUUCAGGCUAUCAGCGGCUGAAACAAAUUCAGCGCCUGACUGCAACCCCUGCUGCUCCUCCCUCUCAGCUCGAGUACGUGCAACGUCUACGAGUGCUGUUUGAAAAGUACGAUAUUGAUGGCGACGGGCAUCUGGCGGAAUCUGAGCUGACUCAGCUUCUAGCGGCCUGGUUGUGCAAGCACCCAUCGGAGCUACUGCCGUUCUCGGGACUAAUCUUCCGUUAUGUGGACAAGAACAAGUUGGGUAAAGUCCCGUUUUCUACAUGCUGCCUUAUGAUGCAGCACGUGAACCAUGACCGAUUCUUCUCAUGCCUGUUGGGUCUAUACGAUCCCCUUCACGGAGCGUACAACGACGAGAUUCGCCGUACUUGUGAUCCCAUUGAGUUGCACCGUGUGCUGAGCGAGGCUUCAUCCGAGGUGCAGUUGCGCCGCAGCAACAUGAGCGGUGCUUCUGACGCUACAGACACUUCGCGAUUACGUGACUCCACCUUCUUUUACGUGGACAACUAA
This is a messenger RNA of Peronospora matthiolae, 606 nucleotides long. Lineage: Eukaryota; Oomycota; Peronosporomycetes; Peronosporales; Peronosporaceae. The record is from the annotation of a GenBank genome assembly.